AUGAUGGACAUCAACAAGAGAAUGCAAGGAUUGGACGAGUCAAGUGUACGGCAAUCGUCGGAAAUGUCCAAUUUCACCGAAUCACAAUUUUCGGACACAUCCAACAACGGCGGACUACCGCAAUCAACUGCCAGCAACAACAACAACAGCCCCUGCGAGGAGGAAUCGGUGUCAUUUCCAAAAACAGAAAGCAGCCCCAUGGUGCCAACGUCCGGCGGCGAUGGGGAUGUUGACAAUUUGGGUAAUUCCAACGGCUCUGGGCACAACAUUACAUCGCCAAAUUCCAAGAACUUGAAUAAAACCACAAAUCCGAACGCAACCUUAACAAAGUCGGGCAGCGACGAGAAGGACAUUAAGGAGGAAACAACGCUAUCGCCACCGCAUACAUCUCCACUUGCUAAAAACGAAGACAAUGACGAAAGUCAAGAACGUUCGAAAAGUGUUGGGGCAGCCAUGACGGGUAAUGUAAAUCCCAAUAUGGAUGGCGCGGUGGGCACUACAAAUAUGAGCCCCAAAUCGAAUCCAGAUGUUUUUAAUAACUCCGCAAAUAUGCAGAACUUACCCAGGGGUUUGAAUCCCUAUAACAACGGCAACAAUAAAUUUAACUAUCCAAACCAAAUGGGUGGUGGUGGUGGAGGAGGAGGGGGCGGCGUAGUUGGAGUAGGUGGCGUAUGCGGCGAUAAUCAGGGUCCAAUGAAUCCGGCGAGUAAUGGCGGAAUCGGUGGAGGCAGUGGUGAUUAUAUGCAACAACAAAAUCACGUGUUUGUAUUUUCCACACAGCUAGCCAAUAAAGGUGCCGAAGCCGUGGUCGGCGGACAAUUUCCCACAAUUAUUGCCUACCAUUGCAUGCAGCCGUCGACAAAACUAUUUCUAGAGGAUUUCUUAAAGAAUCCCGCCAAGGCCUCAAAGAUGCAAAAACAGAUUCCUCCGAACAUAAUGAAUCUCAUGCAAUCGGGAAUGAUGGGCAAUCGCCCCGGCGGUCAACCUUUUUGGUUAAACGAAAGUGGCAACAAUCCCAGCAAGAUGUCGCACAGGCCUGGUGCAUUACGCAAUGCAGGCGUUAACAAAAGCAGUCCUAGCUGGGAUCCAUCAUCUGGAUUAGAUAAUAAAUUGGGCCCCUCGACGAAUCCCUUGGAUAUACUGGGCAAUACUGAAGGCUUUGACAGUGCCCAAUUGUGCGGUGCAGGAGGUGGUGUUGGCGGCAUGAAGGAUGACGAUAAAUCUAAUAUACCUUCCCUGCAAGGUGUGAAGGUACCAGAUGAGAAUCUAACACCACAGCAACGCCAACACCGCGAGGAGCAGCUGGCAAAGCUAAAAAAGAUGAAUAAAUUCCUCUUUCCGGAGAAUGAAGGAAACGAUUUUCAACCUCCACCUAUGAUGAAUAGUGGCGGUGGCGCGGUAGUACCUGCGGACGGAGCAAACAAUUCAACCAAUCCAAUAGACAGUAUAAAUAACGCUAUGAAUGCUGCUGGAAAGAUUGCCACACCGGGAUCCGGACCCAAUAUGGGGGAUGAUGGGCCAUCUAGUGGUGCGGCCAGCACUGAUUCCAUGAAUUUGGUACCCGGCCAAAACUCAAAACAAGGAUGUGCUUCAAAACUAAAUCCGAAUCUAAAUCCCGUGAAACCCAACAGCACAGGUCCCGAUUCCAAUCCAGAUAUGCCCCCUUCCUUCAAUAUGAACAACUGUACGUCCCUUGAAGGUGAUGGCGGGGGUCAUAGUGGUGUCCCACCCGGAAUGAACAUGCCAAAUGAAGAAUGGUCAAAGUUUCAGAACAAUGUUUUCCCGGACGGUUUUAAAUUCCGAGACAAUUCUAAUCCCAUGAACAAUCCCAGUGGUUUACCCGGCAACCAACUUCCCAAUCAAACCCCCUCAUUACCCCGUCCGCUUUCGACCGGUCUUGGAGGGUAUGGAAUGCAGUCGCGACCCAAUGCCGGUCCCAGUCCUACAAACCGCAACAACAGCGGGCCUCCGCCUCCUUAUCACCAAACACAGCGCUCAGCAUCUGUGCCAAUAUCUACACAGUCUCCAACACAGCCCAACCUUAACAACCCCAAUGCAGACAUAGGAUUAACUUCUCCCCAUGGAGGACGUGUCCCCUUUGGGAUGUCUUCAACUCCGCCACACAUGGACUCGUCUAAUACUUCCACUAGCGUAACGAAUCCAUCACACUCAUCGGCCACAUCUUUCCCAGGCAUGAACAGUGGCAAUGUAAAGAAUAUUUACUCAUCCAAUAUGAAUUCUUCACAACCUUUCGGAGGCCCACAAAACCCAUCAGCCCUAAAUAAUAUGUCAAAUUCGCCCGGUUCACUUUCACUGCCACACAUGUCUCACCCCGAAAUGGAUCCCAUGAAUUCCGGUAAUAAAUUGAAGCGGGGCAGUCCCUCGAAGAGCAAGAGCCCCUUAAUCAAUGAAAUGCAAGGCAACAUGGGCAUGGAUUCCAAAUAUGGCAACUUCGGAUUGAAUUACAACAUGUGCGGGCCAGGUGGCGGCAAUAAUAUGCCACAUGUUGGUCCCCAAAACAUGCGUCAAAAUAUGGGUCAGAUGCCACCGCAGUUUUGCCGUCGAAUCGACAACAUACCACUCAACCCAAACUGUAAUAGGCUGAAUCAGAAUAAGCCCGUCGGCAAUUUUGAUCCGAUUGCAUCUCUGGCUCAGAUGUCACAGCAAUUGACGGGCAGCGCAAUGGGAUUGGGAAGCUUGGGCAGUGGUGGAGGAGGCGGCGUCAACAGCUCGUCGUCUGGCCUGAUGGAUGUCAAUAGCGGCGAUAUGAUGGGCGCACCUGGCUCGGGUCGCAGUGACCAUCCCCUGGACCAUUGCAACCAAAUGCCCAACAACAAUAUGGGGAUGCCAGGAAUGGGCGGAGGUGGUGGAGGUCGACCCGGUCCGUAUGGAUCUGAUCCAAUGAACAGCAUGGACGCCAUGGAUCAGCGUAUGCUGAAUGGAAAAAUGUGUAUGCCCGGACACUUUAAUCACAAUCCGUUAACCGGCGUUGGAUUGCGGGAUUCGAACAUGGGCGGCAAUGAUAUGAUGUCUGCAAAUCGAGCCGCUAUGAAUCGUCGAAUGCCAAAUAAUUUCGACAAUUUCAACAUGUCGUCGAAUGUACAUGUCCGAGCGAGUGCUCCCAAUACCAUACAGUAUAUGCCUGCCCGAUCUCAAAAUAUGAACAAUAUGCGUAUGCCGCCCAGUAUGGAAUUUUUCCAACGAUAUGGUAAUCCGCAUGGCAAUCAGAUGGGUGGCGGAGUUGGCAAUGCACCUGGCGGUAUGCCCAACAAUGAUAUGUCGAAUCCCAAUAUGAUGAACUUGUUUGGAAAUUGUGGCCAAAUGCCACCUAACGGCCGGGGAGGUGGACCGGGUGUCGGAGGACCAGGAGGACCAGUUGGUUUCGAACCGAAUGAUCUGGGCGGCGUGGAAGGCAAUUUAAUGCACAACGAUGCACCCUACAUGAAUGUACCAUGAAUCUCAACGA
Messenger RNA from Musca vetustissima, 3466 nucleotides. Its product is annotated as protein BCL9 homolog. The coding region runs from base 1 to 3456 and encodes 1151 amino acids. The transcript has a single exon. NCBI's taxonomy places the organism in Eukaryota, Metazoa, Arthropoda, Insecta, Diptera, Muscidae. The record is from RefSeq and is a predicted model, not a curated record.